AUGUGGGCCCGGGUCCGCACGGACGAUGGGGAGCUAUCGGACUGGUUCCCGGUCACGCAGGGAUUACGACAAGGGUGCUCAAUGUCCCCACUGCUGUUCAACGUCUUCUUCGCAGCGCCUCUCGAGAUCAUUGUCACACGGUUCAGCCAAGAUGAGGUUAUCGUGCGGGACCUAGUGUACUUGAAGGAGGAGGAACGGAGGGGGGAGGGAUUGCUGGACCGAGUCCGGAGGGCGGUGUGGGGGAUGCUAUAUGCCGACGAUGCCGGCGUUGUGUCGAAGUCCGCCGACGGCCUGGCGAGGAUGAUGACCAUUAUCGUGGAGGUGUUCCGGGAGUUCGGGCUGACGGUGUCGGAGAGGAAGACGGAGACCCUGGUGAUGCGGGUGAAGGAGAGACAGCGACCGCCGCCGCCGCCACCGCCGGUGCUGACCAUCGAAGCAGCGGGGCAAAGGUACGCACAGACGACCGAGUUCCGAUACCUGGGCGGCCUCGUCAACGAGCAGGGCGACCUUACCCGAGAGAUCAACCACAGGAGCAAAGCAGCGUGGGCGUGCAUUAAGCGAUACGCCACGGAGCUCUUCGACCGACCGGGAGCACCGUUUCGCCUCAAAGCCCGCCUGCUCCAGGCGGAGGCAGUGGAGGCACUGCUAUACGGCUGCAUGACAUGGUCCCCACGCCGCAACCACUACGGAAUGCUGCAGACGACACACCACCGGCUACUCCUGCGAGUCAUCGGCUACCGGCGCAAACGAGGCACCUACCGGCAGCUGUCAUACGCCCAGGCGCUAAAGAGGGUCGGCUGCCAGAGCGUGGAGGCCACUGUCCGUCAACGGCGCCUGCUCUUUGCGGGGGCCGUGGCAAGACAGCCGGACGGGCGGCUUCCGAAACGGCUGAUGUUCGGCGAGUUGGUGGGAGGGGAGGACCCGGGCCAGGGAAACCCGGAGCAGAACUGGCUGACAUGCCUGAAGGACGACAUGAAGAUGUUCGAAGCCAGGUACGGCUCCACGACCGACAAGCCGAGCGUCUUCGGAGUCCCGAAGUUAGUCUGGAGUGAGGCGGCGAAGGUGGAGGGGGGGGUACCGUGGCACGCGGGGGUGCUACAGGGAGCUGAGAGGUUCAUGGCCUCUUGGCACAAGGGCAAGGAGGAGGCCAGCCGACAACGAGCCAUCAAACGAGGAGACAGCGGGCCCAAAAAUAGUCUAGAUACGGCACCAAUCAACGGGGCGGUAGGGGGGCGGAAGGAAACGGCGCGGCGGGAAGAAAGCAAGCGAGAAGAGACCGACCGCGUGACGUGACAUGUUGCGGUCGAAUUUCAACGACUAAUUUUUCUGUUGCCCUCUCCCCCGUUUGCUGUCGCGUUCAGACUGUCUCUAGGGAUAUCCCUGUCUCUGUGCGAGUUUGUUUGUGUCCUCGUCUUUGCUUUAUUCUGUUUUAUUUUGUCUUUUGUUUUGUAUUUUACUGGCACGUACCCCCGCCCCUUCCUUUGGCCGUCGACCUGCCUCCAUGUAGUGGGAGGCUACCCCCCCAGGCUGGUGGUGCGGCCGUUCCACUAGUCUAAUUAUUUAUUUUAUUUUAUUUUAUUUGUUUCUGAUUAUAUUUUGUUUUCUUGUAUUUUAUCGCUCUGCUGACCCUUGGGGUCCAUUUUAUUUUGGUAUACCUUUUCUAGGUACGUUAGCCUGUGACCACGGAAAUUGGCCGAGUCAAGUGAUGGAUUAGUACGGAGAGAUUGAGACAGAAGGAGGUACUGGAUAGAGAGACCGGGAUGGUUUUUAAUGUGAAGACAACAACAACAACAUGUUGUUGUUCUUCGUAUUGGUUAAAUACUCGUGUAGAGUAUGAGACAUUAAGUGAAAGUUUUCUGAGGUACAUCUGCAAUUGUCGGAAGGCAACAAAAAAAAAAAAGGUCGUGUUCGUAAGCUUGCUAAAAUACUACUGCGUUGAUGUCCUCUUGUAAAAGCUGAAAUCCAACAAAUACUUUGAUCCAUGCUUCAUCUCCGUGUUGGAAAAGCCCUUUCUUCUCCGUUCAUGAUAACAUCUUACCCUAUUCUACGCAAAUCUGUCACAUCUACUCUGAAACAAGACGCCAACUUCAAGCGAAAACGCGUUCUACGAUGCGUCUACACUCCAUCCCCAUAUUGUUGGCGUUGACUGGUUCGAGGUCGAUCUUGUUCGCCUGUUUUCGGCGUCUU
This is a messenger RNA of Ectocarpus sp. CCAP 1310/34, 2187 nucleotides long. The record is from the annotation of a GenBank genome assembly. Lineage: Eukaryota; Phaeophyceae; Ectocarpales; Ectocarpaceae.